UAUAGUGAGGACCGUGGUCAGAUACAUGCAGCUUAGAGGCUCCAAAUUUCUGGGUAAAUGAUGUAUCCACAGUUGUUCUACCUAUGAAGUCGUUGACAGGAACCUGCUGGGAUCAUCGCACAAAGAGUCUUCGUUUUGAAACCACGAAUCCCUGGGAUAUAAUUGUGCGCUGCUCCCCUCACAUUUUUGUCUUCUUUUCUUGGAAGCAUUAUGAAGACGUUGUAUGUGAUACUGUACGUCGGCCUUUUGUGGCUUCGAUGGAUGGCCUCCAGUUUACCCGGAUAUGUGCAUCCGGACGAAUACUGUCAGUCACCUGAAAUCACGGCUGGAUCCGUCUUCAACAUUGAAACAUUCACACCAUGGGAGUACCAACCACAACAUGCAGCACGUUCCAUAGUCAUACCAUACCUAGUGACAGGCAUUCCAUUCUGCCUUUUGCGCUUUAUCGAAGCAGUAACUGGCACAUGGCACGAAGUGCCUGAAACCCUGGUGAUCUUUCUCGUCCAGCGCACCGCUUGUUUUCUUUUUUCCAUCCUUAUCGAUUACAGCGUUAUUAGCGUAUGCCGCUAUCUCAAGCAAGGCAUUGUUUUGCCUCUGUUUCUCGUCGCUACAAGCCAAGUGAUGCUUGUUUAUUACAUUCGUCCAUUUUCCAAUUCUGCAGAGGCCAUUAUCCUUGGUCUCAGCCUUGUCGUUUACACCAAACUUUGGCAAAAGGUGACAGCUUGAUGCAUAUUCCCAAAUUAUUCUCGACUCAUUUUUUCACUGUUUUUCGUUUCCGA
Molecule: messenger RNA, 779 nt
Organism: Radiomyces spectabilis
Lineage: Eukaryota; Fungi; Mucoromycota; Mucoromycetes; Mucorales; Radiomycetaceae
Product: GPI mannosyltransferase
Exons: 5
Coding region: 211-726 (171 amino acids)
Biological process (GO): GPI anchor biosynthetic process
Cellular component (GO): endoplasmic reticulum membrane
Molecular function (GO): alpha-1,2-mannosyltransferase activity
Source: RefSeq, a predicted model, not a curated record